AUGUUCGAGGUCGCCGCGCAACGCAAGAGUUACGCGAAGAAAGAGUCUCUCGGAGAAUACACGGAUCCACACGAUCGUGUGGAGAGCGUCUUUCCUCCUCCUCCACCUCCAUUAGAGGACUCUCGAGGUGUCCAGCGCUAUCUAGUUGAGCAGCUGUUGAACCACCGCGACGUGAACGGACGUCGGACGAGUUACCUCGUCCGGUGGCGCGGUUAUCCCCCGUCCUGGGAUACUCGGGAGCCCCGUUCCCAACUGAUGACUGACAUACUGGGUCUGGUUGAGCAGUACGACACGGCACAUCCUGUGCUGCAGAAGGACCGCCGGAGAAAGUCUUCCCGGCACGGUCGUAGAGGGAUUUCAGGUUGUCAAUCCCUUCGUACAUCUCAGUAG
Peronospora matthiolae is the source of this 390-nucleotide messenger RNA. Lineage: Eukaryota; Oomycota; Peronosporomycetes; Peronosporales; Peronosporaceae. The record is from the annotation of a GenBank genome assembly.